AUGAGUCGGGAGGAACAUUUCGAAAGUUGCGUUUGGUUUGAGUGCUGCAGUUUGGCCGAGAGCAGACACUGUAGCCGACGGGAUAGUCCUCCAUCUUCCGCGGAGAACCAGCUCCUGCUGCUCAGAGCCAGAGCCCAAUCCAAGCCCGGGACCGGGACCGGGAUCCGGCCCGCAGCAACAGAAGUGUCCCCGCUGCCGGAGCUGUUCCCCCAGACCGCGGCCGAAUCGAGCGGCGUUCACUUGCUCCCUCCUCCUGUUCCCGGAUGGGAGAGGGAAGAUGACUGCAUUCGUAUUCCCUGGUGGCAAUUCAGGAAAGAGUUUGACAUUGGAAAUAUGGAAGUCAAACCCAAAGAUUACACAUUCCCCAAAGACAACUAUUCCAAUUCAGUGUUUCACUUAACAAGGGAACACCUUGAACUGCUGGUGAUUUGGUCGCAUUGUCAUGGUAACCAAUGCUCAUUUACUCCAACCUGGAGGGAGAUUGUUGAAGAACACCAAAAUGGAAUCCUGGCUAUUCUAUGGGCAUGUGAAGCUGGUCAUUCCUACCAUUGGUGGACUGGAGGCAUGUGUCAACUACCUUGUGAUCAAGAUAAAUCCAGAGCCCAGUUGCCUUUGAAAUCCAAGCAGUUCGAAGAUGUGUUAGUGUCAGCUGUUCAAAUAAGAAAGCCACAUAGAAUUAAGACUACUGAUGGUGAUUUAACAAAAGAAACUAAUUCAUUUGAUGGCUCUUGUAAGCCUUUUCUUCCUGCUGACAAUAAAACAGUCCGAAAUGGGGCAUCAGUUUCUCAGUUUCCUUCAACACACCAGUCGUGGAGAGAAACUGGAAUGCUUGAUAGUGACAAAGGGAAAUUAGGUAUUGAUGGCACAAUGAGUGAAACAGAAGUUGGCAAGAAACCAGAUAUCCUCCAUAUAAAAACUGAAAAAGAAGAGACCUCAGAUUUUAAUGACCAAUGUGUAAUGAAAGCUGAAAACAGAAAUCAAAGUCGAGAAUUGAAAAAAUAUCACUUGGGUAAUAGCUCCUUAGUUGUAGGACAAUCAGCUGGACACAAUAUAUCUCCAAAUGAAACAUGCAGUGUAUCAAACGGCUACAGAAAACGGACAUCAGUUGAUGAUCAGUGCUCUGGUUCAUCAUUAAUGUCUCAUUAUAAUAAUGGCAAAGUUCACAUUGCAGAAUUACACCACUCCCCCCAUCCUAUAUCCAGAGGGUCUUGCUUAACUGGAAGAUUGAUAGAGAAUACCAUGAAACCAUCGGAUAUGUCAACUGGAGAGUACUGCGUUGGGUCAGCCAAGCUAGCAAAUCAUGACCAAAAUGGAUCGAGUCUAGGGCCACUUUUAGAUUCUGAAUGUGUCAGGCCCUUAACCCAUAAUCGUAUAACUUCUGACAUUGAUGACCCUGAAUUACAGUGUGAUCCUUCAGAAUCAUCUGGGCAAGAGGGAGUUCUAGAAUUCUUGCACGCUAUUUUGAAAGCUGAUGUAGUGGAUGAAAUCUUCUCUAACGUUCGUUUAGCAAAUGAAUCUGAUGUCGAAGUUUUGACGGAGAAUCUUAGUGGAAAAGAAGACUUGUUACUUGAUUCUGGAAUCCAAACUAAUGCAAGGUUGUAUUUUAGUGCUGGUGGAUGGGCCGCAGUUUCGGCAACACUUGAAAUAUUGGGAACAGCGCUGGAAAGGAGCAAAAGUGAGCAAGAUAUGGAAGACAGAAUAACAGAAGUUUCAGAUUCAGGACCAGAAUUAAUGAUUGUGAAUCCAUAUCCAUCUUGUAAUCUGCUUAAUGCAGCAGCAAUGGAUGAAGAACAAAUUGUUGUUGCCCAUGUACCCGCUUUGCUCCCCUCGGCAGAUGACAAAAAGAGAAAAGUUAAAUAUCCUGUCACAAAGGGGGAGAUUAGAAGACGUAUUAUCCCUCCUGAGAAAAUGUCUAAAACAGUCAUUAAAAGCUACCUAAGGCUAAGGAGAGAUAACCGUUUUGACAUUCGCCAGCUUCUGGAUCUGCCUGUGACUGGUUAUGACCGGACUCUGCACACAUCAUUUACUCGACUCUGUGAGGGAGAAGCAAAAACACUGACUGAAAAUUUUCAUCAACUCAACCUUGGGUACUUUCCUGUCGAUGAAUGUGCCAGCACGAUAGCAGAACACGCUGCAGCUUCAGAAAUAUAUGCAGCAAGAAAGGUGAUUGAAGAUCUUGACACAAUCAUGGACAGUUUUAUGUGGCAGGAGCAUCCAUAUAAUUUAAUCACACAUGGAUUUGGUCCUCAGAACAUCAAGGUAGUUUUGGACUUGGUAAAACUGCUUCUGCGAGAAUCACUACGGAAAUCCUCAUCCUGAUGCAGACAAAAUAAAAUCACUGGGAUUUGUAGGUUCUUUUUCAAAAAAAGCUAUGUAAUAGUGGAACUUAUUGUUUUUAGUCUGUUUAUCUUGUUAAAUUUAUGUGUAACUAGCUUUGUAUGAAUAUUUCCAGAAAUGUUGUUUAUAAUAUGAGUAAUGUACAGUGGCCCCUCUCUAUCUGUAGGACUUCCAUGUACAAAUUGGAUGAGAGUUGGGAAAUAGGCAUCUUAUGGGCUUUAUGUUGGAGAAUCAGUAAAGAUUAUGUAUAUAUUAGAGUUAUAGUGAGUGGCUACUGUACUUCAAAAUAAAACCUGCAUUUCAAGAAAAAUAA
Molecule: messenger RNA, 2650 nt
Organism: Chiloscyllium plagiosum (whitespotted bambooshark)
Lineage: Eukaryota; Metazoa; Chordata; Chondrichthyes; Orectolobiformes; Hemiscylliidae
Biological process (GO): anatomical structure development; regulation of cell population proliferation; regulation of transcription by RNA polymerase II
Cellular component (GO): nucleus
Molecular function (GO): RNA polymerase II transcription regulatory region sequence-specific DNA binding; DNA-binding transcription factor activity, RNA polymerase II-specific
Source: RefSeq, a predicted model, not a curated record